Molecule: messenger RNA, 5193 nt
Organism: Python bivittatus (Burmese python)
Lineage: Eukaryota; Metazoa; Chordata; Lepidosauria; Squamata; Pythonidae
Source: RefSeq, a predicted model, not a curated record
UCCUGUUUCAGCUGCAGGAACUCAUUAUACAAUGACAAAUGGAGGCAGUAUUAACAGUACAACACAUUUACUGGAUCUCCUCGAUGAGCCAAUUCCUGGAGUUGGAACUUACGAUGAUUUCCACACAAUUGAUUGGGUGCGAGAGAAGUGCAAAGACAGAGAGAGACACAGAAGGAUCAAUAGCAAGAAAAAAGAAUCGGCAUGGGAAAUGACAGAGAGUUUGUAUGAUGCGUGGUCAGGAUGGCUGGUUGUGACACUAACUGGAUUGGCAUCAGGUGCUUUGGCUGGAUUGAUAGAUAUUGCUGCAGAUUGGAUGACUGAUUUAAAGGAAGGCAUUUGUCUCAGUGCCCUGUGGUUCAAUCAUGAACAGUGUUGCUGGGCAUCUAACGAAACAACAUUUGAAGAGAGAGACAAAUGCCCAUUAUGGAAAACAUGGGCAGAAUUAAUAAUUGGUCAAGCAGAGGGACCAGGUUCCUAUAUAAUGAACUACAUAAUGUACAUUUUCUGGGCUUUGAGCUUUGCUUUCUUAGCAGUUUCUUUGGUGAAGGUGUUUGCACCUUAUGCUUGUGGAUCAGGUAUUCCAGAGAUCAAAACCAUAUUGAGUGGCUUUAUCAUUAGAGGGUAUCUGGGCAAGUGGACAUUAAUGAUAAAAACAGUUACUUUAGUCUUGGCUGUAGCCUCAGGUUUGAGUUUAGGAAAAGAAGGCCCUCUUGUACAUGUUGCCUGUUGCUGGGGAAACAUAUUUUCCUACCUCUUUCCGAAGUACAGCACAAACGAAGCAAAGAAAAGGGAGGUAUUAUCUGCUGCUUCAGCAGCUGGCGUAUCAGUAGCGUUUGGUGCCCCAAUUGGAGGAGUCCUUUUCAGCCUAGAAGAAGUCAGUUAUUACUUUCCUUUGAAGACCUUGUGGAGAUCAUUUUUUGCUGCUUUGGUGGCUGCAUUUGUUUUGAGAUCCAUCAAUCCUUUUGGAAAUAGUCGCCUGGUUCUUUUCUAUGUCGAGUACCACACUCCAUGGUAUCUAUUUGAACUAUUGCCGUUCAUUCUUCUGGGUGUGUUUGGUGGACUGUGGGGAGCAUUUUUCAUCCGUGCCAACAUUGCUUGGUGCCGUCGACGCAAAUCAACCAAAUUUGGAAAGUAUCCAGUUCUUGAGGUUAUUAUUGUGGCAGCAAUAACAGCUGUCAUUGCUUUUCCAAACCCCUAUACCAGAGUCAACACCAGUGAGCUAAUUAAAGAACUUUUCACAGACUGUGGUCCUUUGGAGUCAUCUUCCCUUUGUGAUUACCGAAAUGACAUGAAUGCCAGUAAAAUAGUAGAUGACAUUCCUGACCGUCCAGCAGGCACCGGAGUGUAUUCAGCAAUAUGGCAGCUGUGCUUAGCUCUUAUAUUUAAGAUUAUAAUGACAGUCUUCACUUUUGGUAUCAAGGUUCCAUCAGGCUUGUUCAUACCAAGUAUGGCCAUUGGAGCAAUAGCUGGGAGAAUUGUUGGAAUUGCAGUGGAACAAUUGGCUUAUUAUCAUCAUGACUGGUUUAUCUUCAAGCAGUGGUGUGAAGUUGGAGCAGAUUGUAUAACUCCAGGCCUCUAUGCUAUGGUUGGUGCUGCUGCAUGCUUAGGUGGAGUGACAAGGAUGACUGUAUCUCUGGUAGUUAUUGUGUUUGAGUUAACAGGGGGACUAGAGUAUAUUGUACCCCUUAUGGCUGCAGUAAUGACGAGCAAAUGGGUUGGAGAUGCUUUUGGCAGAGAGGGCAUCUAUGAAGCACACAUACGUCUGAAUGGAUAUCCUUUCUUGGAUGCUAAGGAAGAAUUUACUCAUACAACCCUGGCUGCUGAUGUCAUGAGACCUCGAAGAAAUGACGCCCCAUUGGCAGUAUUAACACAGGAUAAUAUGACUGUGGAUGAUAUUGAAAAUUUGAUCAAUGAAACCAGCUAUAAUGGUUUUCCUGUAAUAAUGUCAAAAGAAUCCCAAAGACUAGUAGGAUUUGCCCUAAGGAGAGAUUUGACUAUUGCAAUAGAAAGUGCCAGAAAGAAACAAGAAGGCAUCGUUGGCAGUUCCAGAGUCUGUUUUGCCCAGCAUACCUUAUCACUUUCAGCAGAAAGUCCUCGGCCUUUGAAGCUUAGGAGCAUUCUUGAUAUGAGCCCUUUUACAGUUACGGAUCACACACCAAUGGAGAUUGUGGUGGACAUAUUCCGCAAACUGGGCCUAAGGCAGUGUCUUGUAACACACAAUGGGAUUGUCUUGGGGAUCAUCACAAAGAAGAACAUAUUAGAGCAUCUCGAGCAACUAAAGCAGCACGUCGAACCCUUGGCGCCUCCUUGGCAUCAUAACAAAAAAAGAUAUCCUCCGACAUAUGGCCCAGAUGGCAAAUCAAGACCCCGCAUCAAUAAUGUUCAACUGAACUCAAUAACUGAGGAGAGAGAGGAAAGUGAAGAAGAGGUUCAUUUGCUGAACAGUACAACACUUUAAUAUAAGGCAUAGUUUUGUAACACAAAAGAAAGGCUGGAUUUUUUGAAAAGUAUACUGCUGGAAUUUAGGAGUUGAUUUAGGAAAAGGUGGUUUUACAAUGGAUAUGACAGAUUUUAUUAGAUGGUGACAACGAAAAUCUGAAAACCUGCACUGGAUGCACUCUGAAUUGUUAGAUCUGUCAUGAUAGUGCAGUCGGAAGUUGUAUCAGCAGUUCAUAACUCCAGUUUGGACCUUGCUGCUGUAGCAUGGAAGAAAUUGAUGGUUGGUCCCUGUUUCUCAAUCGUACUGAGUUGAGCCAUCCUUGGAAAACUGGAAGAUUUGGCCCUUUUUACCAGAGACAGUUGUUAAUUGAUGAAAUGUAUAGUUAUUCCACGUUACCUCUUUACAUUCCAGAAGAGCUUUUCUCUCUCCUGAGCCCCAACUGAGCCUCCUUACGAUUGAUGCGUCUUUUUGAAAUGGUGGUUUCUCAUAUUGAGAUGUACUGUGACCUGCUGAAUUUGAUCACAAGAAGGAAGUAUUUCUUGUGCCAUUUAAAUUUAAGAGUUUGUAUGUCAUGAAAGUCUUGUGACAGUUUAGAUCUACUGCAACAAAAGCAGAUUGAGCAGGUUAAUAAACUUGGGUGAAGCAUGUUAAACCCUGCAGUUUAGUAGUUGCAAGUUAAACAGCCAAAUCUGUUUCAAGUAUGUUUCUGUUGCAAAAUAAUGACUUAGGCUUAUGCAAUUUUUGUACUAUUAAAAACCCUAAGUUAUAUACCAAUGUUGUGCAAUGUAAAGAAAAUACUACUACUCUACUAAGAACUGGAACAAUUCUGUUUGUGUACCUGAUAGCAACUGCAUGUUCAAACACUGGAGAAUAUUCCCCCUAAAUUAAGGUCUUUUUGUUCUUCAUUCCUAUACCAAAUAAAGGCAGAAAAAUGUGCACUAAAUAUACAUACCAUAGUUUUUGUUUUUACAGAUUAGAAUAUAUUAAAUAUAAAUGAGUUAAUAGUCACACUAUUGAUUUUACUUUAAUAAUGUGAUUUUUAUAGAAUAAUUCAAAUCCUCCAUAAACAAUUUGGCAAAAGUUUCUAAUGAAAAUAUUUUUAUAUUUCUUUGUAACCCAUCCUGAUACUAGAUUGCCAUAAUUUUAAAUUUAUUAUUUGUUGUUAAUUAAGGGGCUAGAGUAUUAAUAGACCCUUAUUUGUAAAUAUUACCAAAUUUAAAACUUUUCAUUUUUAGGAACUUUGAAGUGGUACCAGUUGAUUUGAAAUACAAUCGAGUUACUUGAAAAAUUCUGUAAUACAUAAAUACAAGCCAAGAACUGACAUGACAACUGGAUUUUACUAUCCCUAAUUAAAAAUGUCUGCAUUUUGAAUAUUCAUUUAUUAGAGAGAAGUAUUGCAAGUACUUGAUAUGAGGUUUGAUUUACCUAAUAAAACUGAUAUGCUAUAUAAAGUUCAGGAGUGAUUGGCAGUUGAACAUUCUAAGAUCACACCAUCUUGUUGGCUAUUUGAAUAUUACUGAAAACAUUAAUUAGCUGUAAAAUUAUGGUUGUAUGAUAAGGUCUGUUUGCACAGUAUGACUUCUGUCUUUUGUUUGUCCCUCCUACCUCUAUUGAUAAGCUUGUUUUGAAAUGCUGGAAUUUCAAAACUAUUAGCAAAACUGCACAGGAAGUCACUUUAAGGAGGCAAACAAAAUCAGAUGCUCUAUUCUGUGCAUGCAAGACCUUGUAACAAGAGGUUAUUUUUGUUGCCAAAGUAAAAUAUAGUCUGUAUUUUUUCCUGUAAAACAUAUGAUCCAAAGAUACUGAUCCAAGUCUUUGAGAAAAAAAAAAUAUUCCAAAGGAAUACCACAAUAAAAGUUAUGAGUCAGUACUGCAGACUAACUGGUCCAGAUAAUCUUAGGAGAUGGUUUUUCAGAACCCUUGAGAAUGUUUCUCUGCAGUUACUAAUUGUUCAUUGUGAUUAGGUACUUCAACACCACUUCAGAAAAAUUAUACUUUUGGGGUUAAACAAUUACUCCUCUUUUGGCACCUGUACACCUCUUACUGUAUAAAUCACUGUUAACAGCAUUUAGCUUAUGUAUAAACACAUUUUAGGAAUCCUGGGAUGCUUCCAUUAAAACUAAACAUGAUGGAAUCCUUCUGUUCUUUACACUAAUCAUGCAGAUCUAAAAUGAUUUUUCCUGCAGCGUGUUUUUAAAACUUUUAAGUUUCAAACUGCCCUCUAUACACUUGGUUUGCCAUUAGGCUCUUUACCAAAGUUGCCUAUUAUAUUAAUUCACAAUGCCCUUUGCAACAUGAAGUGAUGCCAACCCAUAUCCUGGAUGUAUUUUAAUUUAGUAAUUCAUACCUAUAGUAUGAUCUAAUGCAGUGUUUGAUGUUCUUACCCAGAUAACUUCUUACAAGCACAUAAAAUGUGCCUCUGCUCAUGAUGUGUUAGAGAUUCUGAAAUUAGUGUGCCUGAGUAUUCAACAGAAACUAUUUAUUAGUAAUAAUGUAACUAAUUACAGAGCCUUAUUCAAGUUGGAACAGAAUGGGAUGUCUGGGGAUGUCUACAUUUUUUUCUCUAUUGAACAGUUCAGUUGCUGAUUAUGAAAAUUGCAUCUGUAAUAUUUUGAGAGCUGUAUUAACCAUUGAUCUUAGUGUUUUUAUUUAUACUUGUGUGAUAGAAUUGCAUUUCAUUACAGUAAAAUAAAGUUCUGUUACUGUGAUGAUUUCAUUAGAAAACCUAUUAAACAUUUCUGUAUGACUGUUUA